CACACACACACACACACACACACACACCAAGCAGACAUAAAUGAUUGAGGCCUAAUUUUAGCUACACACUUUAGCAUCAAGGACAGUUUCAACAGUAACAACUUUAAAGGACAAGGACAUUGACUUAAAAUGUAUCAACUGGAGUGUUUGAAGUCGACUUUGUAAUUCUGACAAGUAUCAACUUGAUACUAUCCCAAAGUAUUAAGGACUUAUUCUGGAGGUCUGCAAGUUCAAACAGGACAAAAUGAUUGAGUAAUACCUAGGCUGUGCAGACAUAUGGGGUCAAGAUGUGAAAGACAUGCUUUACUGCCUUUAAAAUGCUUUAAAUUAUAUGCAGCCCAUUUAUUUUUCAUAAUCUGAAAAGGAUACAGAGAAAAACACAAUAUACAUAUGGUUACACAAGAGAAAACCAAACAACAGAAAACAAGUUAGAGUGAUGGGCAGAUACACAUCAGUCAUAAAUGUAAUUUCAUAAAUAACUGUAAUAAUAAAUAACUCAAGUCCAUCAUCUUAUAACAGAUGGGCUGUAUUUGUUAUUAAUAACAACUAUAUUAAAUAGGUUUACAGUUGUUCAAGUCUGUCUCUGUCUACAGUUGUUCAAGUCUGACAGGUUUUUCUUACUGUAAUCAUUCUUCUUGUUCAUACUGGCCAUUAAAAGAUCCCUUCCUAAUGUGCUUCCAGUGCAAAUGAUGGGACACAAAAUCCACAGUCCUUGUUCUGUGCAAAAAUAUGUUCCAGAAUUUAACUGAAGGUGAUAUUUUAAAGUUAAACUCCUUUUAUUAUGAGCAAUCACAACAAUCUGUUAAACAAAGCCAAUAUGUGGAUCCUGAAAUAUUCCUUAGGCCUAAAAAGCAGACACUUUACUGCACAUGGUUGGCUUUUUACAUUCAGAAUCAAGGAGACUUCUAAAAUAAGAUUAUUCUGAAAACCUGUCACUUGGAAUAACAACCUACCCACAUGUGUAAAUGUGUUGCUUCUUCAGACUUACCAAAAUAGGUUUUCAUAUUAGAUGUUCUCUGUGUUGUUUAAUCUAUUUUCAGCUGCCACCUAGUUCACAUUCUGCCUUUCAAACAAGAAAAAAAACAUGUUUUCUAAUAUGUGGGGAAAUAUUGACCUGCAGCAUAAAUGUGUGUUAUUAUGUAAAUUAUUAAGACAAACACCAAUUCUGUAAAACACAUACAUAUUGUCAUAUACAGUAAAUUAACACAAGUUUUAUUUGAUCACGUGUUGGUUAGUUAAUAUCUAUCUAGUUAGUAUAAUCUUUCUGACUGUUCGGAGCUGGUUUAGCCACUUUGGGUCAAAACCUACUGGUUAAAAGAUAGAAAACACACUGUGAACACAACAAGUCACCAAAUUCACUGAUGUAUGAAAUAAGUUGCAGUAUAGUGUUUUAACCUGUACACCCCCCAGUUAAGUGGACAAUAGCCAAGUGACUUACACCAUGAAUUAAUUAGCAGGUUAAAAAGUUUGCGUGUGUUCAGCUGGAUGUCAACACUGAAACAAUCACAUCCACAUCCUGAAUGAUGACAUUCCAAACAUGCAGCAAGUUACCAACCAGCUUAAGCUAUGAGACGGCUGGCCAAUGGGGCUUUAUUUCCUGUUUCCCAGCACUGCUACGUACAGGGUUUUUUCACACUGCUGCAUGAUUUAAGUUACUCCCACAGUCGUGCACAGGAAAAACAAGAACAUUUGCUGCUUCAUGUCAAGAACAAUACAGAGGCAGUUAGUGUGCUCUGAAGUGAGUUUAACUAGGCACGUUAAAUUAUGUUGUUUAGUUGCCGGUGGAAUCAUUAAGGACUUCAACCUGAGGACAGCUGUUUUGAACUCUGGAUUUACAAUAUUGUACAUGACACACUGCUUGUCAUGUCUCUCCCAGAGGAGGAUCUUACAUGCCCAAUAUGCUGUGACAUCUUUACAGACCCUGUCUUGCUGUCAUGUAGCCACAGCUUCUGUAGGAGCUGCCUGAAGCGCUGCUGGGACACAGGGCUACGUGAAUGUCCAGUAUGCAGGAAAAGAGCCUCCAAGUCCAGCGCUCCCUCCAAUUUGGCUCUGAAAAAUGUCUGUGAAGCUGUUUUGCAGGUCAGGAGACAGAGUUCACUGCUGGAGGAAGAGAACAUCAACUGUAAUCUGCACGGGGAGAAGUUCAAACUCUUCUGUCUGGUUGACAAGCAGCCCAUCUGUGUGGUGUGUCAGUCUUCCAAACUGCACAAGACUCACGACUGCUCGCCUAUCGAAGAGGCAUUGCUGGACUGCAAGGAUGAACUUUGUUUAUCCCUCAAGAGCUUGCAAGAUAAACUGGACACACUCAAAAGAAUUAACAUAAUGUCUGUGGACAUGGUCAAAUACAUCAAGAGUCAGGCGCUGGACACACAGAGAUUGAUCAAGAGCCAGUUCGAGCAGCUCCAUCAAAUCCUCUACCGAGAAGAGUCAGCCGUAAUUGCAAGUGUGAAAAAAGAAGAAGAAGAGAAGCUCGCGGGAAUGAAGGAUAAGAUUAAAGAACUUUCCGCAGAAGUACUGUCCCUCACAGAGACCAUAUCUGUCAUACAGGAGCAGCUCAAAGAAGAUGAUAUGGUCUUGCUGAAGAAUUUUAAAGCUACUCAGGACAGAGGAAAAAGCAUCACGCUUGGUUCAGACAACAUGUCUGGGCUACUGAUUGAUGUGACCAAGCAUCUCAGCAACCUCAAGUAUAGAGUCUGGGAGAAAAUGCUGGACCACAUUGACUAUACUCCAGUGACUUUGGACCCAAACACAGCACACCCCUGCCUCAUCCUGUCUGACGACCUCACUUCCCUCCACUAUUCAAAGAAGCCUAGCUGUUGCCCUGACAACCCAGAGCGCUUCCACAUAAGCGCUGAAGUGGUAGGGAUGACCGCGCUGGGCUCAGGAAGUCACCACUGGGUCGUGGAAACAGGAAGUAAUCAGGACUGGCUCCUAGGUGUGGCCUAUUUGUCUGUAAGUAGGGACGCUGAGAUCUCUGCUCGGCCAGAGAAUGGCUUCUGGACUUUGUGUUUCCGGGAAGGAGAGUUCAGGGCAAUGACCUCGCCACCCACCUCACUGACAGUUACAAAAACGCCCAAACAAGUCAAAGUGCAACUGGAUUACAACAAAGGGAUGGUGUCUUUUUUUGACCCUGCUGAUGACACACUCAUUUAUGCAUUUACACACACAUUCACGGAAACUUUACUUCCAUAUUUUUAUACACAGAGCAGUCAUCCGUUGAGAAUAAUGCCGGAGAAGGUGCUUAUCACAAUGUUGCGUCAAUAAGUGGAUAAAAGUUGGUGUUUGUAGAUUAGCCUGUAAUCUGUAAUUGUAAUUUCUCCCUCAGAGGUCAAGUAUUCUCUAUCCAAGUCAUUUUGCAGCUUCAAAAACAUGUUACAUUGGUUUUUGUUACCUCUUUGCUUAGAGUUAAAUAAGAUUUAUACCACUCACGUCUGUAUGAUAAAUAUGAAGCUAUCAGGAGGAGCCAGUUAGUUUAGCUUAGUGUAGCAUAAAGAAUGAAAACAAGGAAAACAGCUAGCCUGGCUGUUGUUUGUUUAAAUUAUACAAAAGCAAAAGGGUAAAACCUUGAGACAGAGUCAGGCUGCUAAGCUAACUGGCUGCUGGCUCCUACCACAUACGCUACAUAUCAGACAAACAUGAGAGUGGAAUCAAUCUUCUUAUCAAGGUUAUGAGGAUAUAUGGUGUUUUAUGCUAUGUGGUUUACUGUAGCCUAUUGUAGAGCUAUUCCUUUAACAGCAAUGUUCAGAUAGUCACAUCCCUGAAUAAACCAUUAAUGGUUACUACUGUAUACGAUAACUAUUCUGUGUAGUGUAAGUGGCAAGUGGGGCUCAUCCAAUCAUUUUUUUCUGUCAUACUUCCUUAAGUGUUUCAUUAUGAAAUGUUCUUACUUUUAAAACAAGCUGUUGAGUUAAGUUUGCAUACAAAUCAGGGAUAAUUCCUAAAUUGCUCAUAUAAGUGGCUAAAUAUACGUUACUCUUUGUGGUGGAUGAGGAGAGAGCUCAGUUGUAUUUAAUGAAAAUGUUUGAAUAAAUAUAAAGACGUUUA
This is a messenger RNA of Dicentrarchus labrax (European seabass), 4044 nucleotides long. Its product is annotated as nuclear factor 7, brain. Gene Ontology annotation, biological process: protein ubiquitination. The coding region runs from base 1864 to 3264 and encodes 466 amino acids. The transcript has 6 exons. The record is from RefSeq and is a predicted model, not a curated record. Lineage: Eukaryota; Metazoa; Chordata; Actinopteri; Moronidae. Gene Ontology annotation, molecular function: protein binding; zinc ion binding; ubiquitin-protein transferase activity.